Molecule: messenger RNA, 3386 nt
Organism: Paramecium sonneborni
Lineage: Eukaryota; Ciliophora; Oligohymenophorea; Peniculida; Parameciidae
Source: the annotation of a GenBank genome assembly
AUGAAAGAAGGUUUUAUUGAAUUCUUAGUUAUUUAAAUUUAUUUUGUUUUGCAAAGAUUCCAUUGAUUAUAAAUUAUAUUACUAUUUAAGUUUAAAAUUGAUUAAUUUUCAUAUCGCAAUCUAUUUUGUUAGAUGUAAUUUACAAUAUUCAUUUUAGGAAUGUUAAAGAAAGAAUUUAAUAAUUGGAGAGAUAAAAAAAAGAACGCGAAGAAGCAGAACAAUUAAAUAAAAUGUCAAAAUCUACUUAGAUUAAUUAUGGUCAAUAAGGUUCUAAUUUAAUGUAAAAGUAUUUAGUGUAUAUAAAUUAAAUAUAGUUAAUAAGAAUAACAAGAGUAAAAUUAAACAACAAGAGAAAAUGAUGUAAUCUAAACCUUAAAUUAAAUGUUACAUGAAAAUCCAGAGGUUAGAUAGAAAAUAGAGGGAUAGUUAUAAAAAUAAAUUGAAAGGUAAGCUUAAUAAGAGGAAGAGUCAGAUGAAGAAAUUGAGAAGAAUGAUUAAUUAAGUGUCAAAGAAAUAAUUUAGAAAGUUAAUCAUAAAGAAUUAUAAAGUGAAGAUAGGAUUUAUGUAGGUAUGAUAACAAAUGAAUUAACUACUGAAAUUAAAAGAUCAUAAAGAUAAUCGAUGGAUUAUUAAUAAAUAAGUUUAUAAGAUAGAUCAUAAUCAAUUUUGAAAUCAAAACUAAUUAUUGAUUAUAAAAGUUAAUUAAUAUUUGUAAGAGAUGAUGAUUAUUACUUAGAAUAGAUUGACAAGAUUCUAUUCAUUUAAAGAUUUAUUAAAUAAAAACUUGAAAAAGAUAGAAAGGAAAGGAUUGAAAAUGAACUAUAACUUAAAUAAAAAAUGAAUAGAUAUAGAAUCAAUGUACUAAAUGAAUUAGUUUAAUCAGAAGAUAAAUAUGUUUCUGAUUUAAAGAUUUUAAAUACAGUUAAAAAUUUAUUAGUUGAAAAGUUUCCAUAAAAAGAAGAUGAGAUUAAGAUGAUGUUUAACAUUCAUGAAAUUCUAAAAUUUAAUACUGAAUUUUUAAGUGAGUUUUAAAAGUAAAAUGAUCUUAAGGAUCCAAAUGCUAUUGUGAUGUAAAAUAUAGUUCCACUUCUUAAUGGAUUUAUAUUUUAUUAUGAAUAUUGUAAGGCUUAUGAUUAAGCUAGAAAAUUGUGUAGUUAAUUUGAAAUUUAACCUGGCUUUAUAUAAUUUAUGAAAGAUAUUACCAAAUUAAAUUUAUUAAAAGGCUUAUCAUUAAAUGAUUAUACUAUUAAACCUGUUUAAAGAUUACCUAAAUAUGUACUUUUAUUCAAGGAUUUGUUAAAACAUACUCUUCCUUCUCAUCCUGAUUAUUAGAAUGUGAAAUAUUGUUUAGAAACUAUUGAAAAGAUUAAUGAUAAAAAUAAUGAUGAAAUGAAUGUCUAUUUAAAACAAGCUAAAUUAAUUGAAUUACAUUAGUAAUUUGAAAAUAUAUAAAAUUUACAAAUUUUAAAACCUAAUAUGUGUUUUAUAUUUGAAGAUAUUUGUUCAAUAUUUACAAAGAAAAUUGAAUAAAGAAUAAUAAUUUAUGCAUUUAAUAAUUUACUUUUAUUUGCAAAGUAAGGCAAAUAAAAUGUUCUGAAAUACAAACUACAUAUUCCAAUUACAUAUCAAUCUUAUCUAAAAGAUUUAAAAGAUUUAGUAAUUUUAAAAAAUUCUUUUGAAGUUGUUUCUCGUAAUGAAACAAUUGUUAUUGUUAAUGAGGAUAGUGAUUCUAAAUAAUAGUUUAUGAUGAAAAUUUAAAAUAUCAUUAAUUAAUAAGUUGAAUUGUUUUAAUCAAAAAAUGAUAAAAAAUAAGAGAAUAAUAUUUGUAUUAAAGUAGAAAUUUAAGGGACUGAAAUAGAUUAAAAAUUAAACAAGAAAGUAACAUUUUAUUAAACAAUUUUUACAGUUGAAAGCAUUAUCGUCAAAACUCAAAUAAGAUUUAGUUAAAUGAAAAAUCUCUUAUAAAUUAUCAAUAAAUAUGAUAAUAAACUGAAAAUUCCAAAUUUAACAAAAACUUUAUCAUCAAAAAAAGAAAAAAUAAUUGAUGAAAGAAAGUUAAAAAUAGAAUAAUUAUUGUAAAUGGUUCUAAAUUCUCCUAAGAUUUUUGAGAACAUUGAAUAUUAAUAGUAGGUUUUGGAAAUAUUAUAUUUAGAUCCUAGAUUGUACAAUUUUCCUGAGCUUAAAAGAUAAAAUCCAGAAAUGUUUUAGAAUAUGUUAGAAUUAAGAUAAAGUUAAAAUUAAAAGAAUUCUUCAUUAGAGCUUCUUUAAUAAUUGCAAUAAUAAACAUAUUCCUCAAAUAUAAAUAAAGAUGAUUAAUUAAUAAAAAUUGGAAAUGAAGCUUAAUUAUAGCCUUAUUAUAUUGAAAUAACAUUAUUGACUGAAUAAACACUCUAAGUUGGAUUUCAAAAGAAUACACGAACGUGGUUUAUUAAAAAAGCUAUUGCAAAUUAUAUAAAUUUAAAUUAUUUUGUUGAUUUUAAAAUAUUUAUUGUAGAUACUGGAGGAAUUAUAAGAGUAGUAGAUGAUGAAGAAAAGAUAUCAACACUUUUAGAUAAAAGUAAAUAAGGUUUUUUUUAAGCAUUAAAAAAGAUUUUUCAUAAUGGAACAAAGUUUCAAUUUAUAUUUCGAAAAUAUUUAUAUUUACCUUGGAAGUAGGAAGAAAUUUAAUAUCAAUAAGAUCAAAUAAGAUCUAAAUAUUUAAUGUUUGAAAUUGUAUUUUAAGCAAGAAAUGGAGAAAAUCCUUUUAAUUUCUUAGAUUUUUGUUUAAUAAUUGCAUACUAUAUAAUUGCAACCUAGUAGAAAAUUGAUAAAAAUUUAUUAAAAAAAGCAAUACCAAGUUCUAUAAUUAAAUAACAUUCUGAGAAACUUUGGUUAGAAUAGAUUUAAAGGUAAGUGGCAUAAAUAGAAAAAAAAAUAGCUGAAUUUUCAAAUUAAUCAAAGUAAAUGUAGCAAAAUAAAAAAAAUUUGAGCCUUUAGAAUUUAUCAAAUUUAUUCAUAAAAAGUUGUUUUGAGGAUAACUUUUUUUUUGGAAUGUAAUUAUUUUUUGUAGAAUGCCCCAAAGAAGUAAUAUAGAUGGUUUAGUAGGGAAAUUUUGGAUUUAAAUUAUAGGCUCAUAUAUUUAUAGGUAUAAAAAUUAAUAAUAGAAGGAUUAAAUUACAAUGGUUUACAUUUCAUAGACUCAAAAAGCCGUAAUCAAUUAGGUAGAAUGGAAUAUGAUUAGAUAACAGAAAUAAAAUCAUUUCCUAUUGAAUUAACUUGUAAAAUAAAAAAUUAAAAUUUUAAAUUUAAGACUUAAACCCCAUUUGAAGUAAUAUAAUCUUUCAAUAUAUUAGAUUAAACACUUAAUUUUAGAAUAUUAAGAAAUAAUAAAAAUAUUAAAUUCUUGA